This is a messenger RNA of Talaromyces rugulosus, 405 nucleotides long. RefSeq lists its product as uncharacterized. The coding region runs from base 1 to 405 and encodes 134 amino acids. The transcript has 6 exons. The record is from RefSeq and is a predicted model, not a curated record. Gene Ontology annotation, molecular function: catalytic activity. Gene Ontology annotation, biological process: nucleotide metabolic process. Lineage: Eukaryota; Fungi; Ascomycota; Eurotiomycetes; Eurotiales; Trichocomaceae.
AUGUCUGCAGCUUGUAUCUUUUGCAAGAUCAUCAAGGGAGACAUCCCCUCAUUCAAACUCUUUGAGAAUGACAAGGUCUUUGCCUUUCUCGACAUCCAGCCAUUGAGCCGCGGACACGCUCUCAUCAUCCCGAAAUACCACGGCGCAAAGCUCGUUGAUAUUCCAGACGACAGUCUGACCGAAGUUCUGCCCCUCGCAAAGAGAAUCGCCAAAGCAACCGGGGCUGCAGACUAUAAUAUCCUGCAGAACAACGGGCGCGCUGCGCACCAGGUCGUUGACCAUGUCCAUUUCCAUGUCAUUCCCAAGCCAAACGAAACCGAGGGAUUGGGUAUUGCGUGGCCGGCUCAGACCACCGACAUGGAGAAACUAAAAGCUCUCUUUGAGGAAUUGAAGAGCAAUAUGUAA